CAAAAAAAAAAUAUAUAUAUUUAAAAUGCAUCUAAAGAUAAUAUUAUUUACUUAUUCUUAAAAGUGUCAUAAAAAGCUUCUAGUGACUUCAAUUCAAUGUUACAUAUUUCUGAUAGAAAUAUGAUAAUAGUAGUGUCUGUAAAGUUGUUCCAAUGUAACAAGGCAGACCCAUUUCUCUCUUGUUCUUUGUGUGUUCACUAUUAAUUGUUGAAAGUAAUUGGGGCAGUUAAAAAAUUGCAGAGUUCUACAAAAAUUAUUCACAUGUACUUUUCCUGUUUAAGGUAUAGAUAAACUUGUAAUGUAUGUUUGACUUGAUGUAGACUGAUUUUGCAAGUCACUUGUCCAUGAAAGCUUCCUCAAUAUAAAGCACCCAAUUUGUUAAACACAUGAAUUUUUGGAUCAAGAUAUGUAUGACAAACAUAACUUUCUACCCGCUCAUAAUUAUAUUCAUAAAUAUUUUCUUUUUAUUCAGAGACAACAUUUAUAUUUCAUUUUCUUUUAUUUUAAGCCAUCUGAGGUUCAAUGUAUAAUAAGUCUCUAAUGUUUCAUUUCAUAUUGUUGUUUUGUCAACAAUAAUGUGAAAAAUUUAUUGAAAAACGAUUCUUUAAUGUUAAACCCCUAUCUUAGAUUAUUUUCUUCCCUUAUGUAUGUACCGCAGACAGUAGUAUAAAUUAGUAUGUAUAUUAAUAAUUGAUAUUGUUGCUCUGGAAGAUGUGAUAAUGUGCGGGCACCGAUAACACGAGUGACCGAGUGAUUAGACACUAGCAUCGCCGACAUUUGAUUUUAUUACAAUUUUAUGUCGGGGGCGUUUUACGUUACUGAUAAAUUGUAAAUCGUGAGCGCUAGUUUUGUUACAUCUAUUCAGUCAAUAUUAAAGCGCAAGUUAUAUUAAACGUAAAUAAAGUACUGGUAAAUUAAUAUUGUAUAAAUUGUUUAUAAAAUACAUUAAUAUCUCUCAUCAUUGUAGUUGGCGUUCGAUGGUAAAUGAAAUUCAUACAUUGCAGUUUAGGCAUUCGUUGCGUGAACACACCAGUCGCUUUUAUUUAAUUAAAAAAUUUAAUUUUUUAUGCUUGCUGGAGCUCAAAUUUUUUGAGCUUGAUGUCUAUAAAAGCAACUGUGCAGGCGGAGGGCCGGGUGAUGGGACGCCGGUUUGUGCUAACCCUGGUGAUCGGGAUAUCAGCCGGUUUUAGUUUUGCCUACAUACUACUAACAUCAGCUGGAUUUCCCCGAGACGUAGCCUGGUCAUCGUACAGAGAGUCAGCAAGGGAUUUGGAUCGACACCCGAUAGUGAGCGUCAUUGAACAUGGCAGUGAGGAGCCAGCUCAUAGGGAUGAAGAUCGAUCAGUGGCAGAUGAACUUGCUAAGAAAGUUAGGGUGCUUUGUUGGGUAAUGACGCAGCCCAGCAAUCACGAACGCAAAGCGAGGCAUGUUAAAGCGACUUGGGGAAAACGAUGCAAUAAACUCCUCUUCAUGAGUACUUCUGAAGAUAGUUCCCUCCCAUCGGUGAAGCUGCCGGUUCACGAAGGGCGAGACUAUUUAUGGGCAAAGACAAAGGCCGCCUUCCGAUACGUGUACGAACAUCAUCGGAGGGAUGCUGAUUGGUUCUUGAAGGCUGAUGAUGAUACAUAUGUCGUAGUUGAAAAUCUUCGUUUUAUGCUGUCAGAACAUGACAGUUCGGAUCCUAUUUAUUUUGGAUGCAGGUUCAGGCCGUUUACAUCACAGGGCUAUAUGAGUGGAGGUGCUGGGUACGUAUUAAGCAGUACAGCAUUGGAGCGGUUUGUCAACAAGGGCCUCCCUUCACCACAUCUCUGUAAGGCCAGUGAUCAUGGUGCAGAAGACGCUGAAAUGGGUAUAUGCCUUGAGCACAUAGGUGUGAAAGCAAUGGACUCCCGUGAUGCGUUACACCGAGGCCGGUUCUUCCCUUUCGUUCCCAAAGACCAUCUUUUUCCCAACCACGAUAAAGGAUUUUGGUACUGGAAGUAUAUCUACUACCCUUCGGAUGAGGGUCUCGACUGCUGUUCGGACCACGCAGUAUCAUUCCAUUACGUAGAACCUCAACAAAUAAUGCCAAAUCAUAAAAUGACUGCUUCACGACUGAUUUGAGAGCGACCGCCGAUGCGAAAACCACUGUGUGAGUUCGAAAAGUGAGUUACAGAAUCGCAAGGCUGUUUCUAAAUAAUUUUCCAUUUCAUCCGAAAAAAGUUCUGAUGAAAUGCCGUUCUUGCUUCAUUAUCUGUUCUCAGCACUUAUAGUUAGUUUUCCAUCAAUCUUUUAUACUUCUUAAAGUGUUGUUAUUGAUUUUUAUAAUGUCAAGUGGCACACAUUGGUCAGGAAUCAUCUGAGAUCAUGUUGGCUUCCAUAGGUUUACAUAAAUCUGAGUGUACUCUCUCUAAUUAUUCUACUUCUAGGAUUUGCUGAUAGAAAAUAUAAGCACGACUGCUUUUAGGUUCACGUGUGCGUUAUAUAUUUAAUUAUAUUUGUCGUAAAGUCUUAGCUUCCUCAUAAACAUAAGGUCAGAAAAAAAUCUGUGUAAGGUUGAUUUUUUUUCUUAAAUCGUUGAAUCUCAUUAAUUAUUCGACUCGUCAAUUUCACAGAUUUUCAUGUCAACACGACAUUAGUGAAAAUAUAGACAUAUAUAUAUUUGUAUGUAAUUUUGAGUGUUAGAGGUCAGAUACACUUUCAAUUAAAUAGAACAAUACUAGGUGUGUUACGUAUUACAAUCACUAAUGUACACCGUUACCGUUGAAAGAAAUAGCGGCUAGAUGUUAAGCUGCACCCUUUAGUGAGAAAUAAGUUGGAUAAAUAGAUGAAACCAUAGACUAUUACGUAAUUAGCAACAGAUUAGAACUAAAAAUUAAACUACAAUUUGUUCUUACGACGUUUAGAAUGCUUUUACAUUCUUAGAAGUAAGUAGACGUUUCUAUUAUAAUCUCAUAAUUAAUAUAUUGUAUUUAUCUAGGUUACUAUAAGAUAGCAUAAGUUUCAAAAAAGUUUAAUAAAGUUGAACGCCGCAGGUAUAUUAAGGAUUUUGUUUGAAAUAAAUAUAUAAAAUUAAUUAAUUAAAGGCUUCAUGUACGUAUCUAUGCUUAUAUUGUAUAUAGAACAGUAGCAUUGUUUAUUUCUGUGUUUACUGUGAAACAUAAAAUAUGAAUAUCGUAAUAAUUAUUUCACGCAAUUUAGAAAUAUGGUUGGAUUAGUAUCUUAGGGACCGCAAGUAUGAAGAUUGUCGCACAAUAACUUACCGACGCUGGUUCUAAAACCAUUUGACUAAAUGCUCUUCAAACCAUAUUUAUCUGUUCCUUGAUUUCAUUCAUAAUAAUUUAAGACACAACGUUACCUUUAGAAAAAAUAAGUCAAUAAUUAUAAUUUUAAGAAUUAUAAUAUUAAUGAAAACAAACGUGAAUAAAAAUACCUAAGCUAGCUAAUACCAAAUCACGCUACCAAAGAAGUAGGUUUUCAAUACAUAGUAUCUGUAUAUUGUAACCGCAUUAUGUAAAGUAGUAAAUAUCAUCUUUUUUAACAAAGCUGUCGGUUAUUGGGCUUGUAUCCAAGUCAUGUAAAUAAAAAAUGUUAGGUGUCGCAACUAAGUUGCUUCUCGAAUAAUAAUAAUUGUAUAAUUUUUCGAUAUUCCUAUUCAAUUCUGUAAUAUUGUACCUACAAUAAACAAUGUUUAUUAUUUUAUGCAAAUGUACGAAUGGUUUUGUAUAUUUUUUAACAAGCAGCAUUGUAAUUCCCAUAUAUAUAACUAAUAU
Messenger RNA from Pieris napi, 3752 nucleotides. RefSeq names its product glycoprotein-N-acetylgalactosamine 3-beta-galactosyltransferase 1-like (gene C1GalTA). NCBI's taxonomy places the organism in Eukaryota, Metazoa, Arthropoda, Insecta, Lepidoptera, Pieridae. Gene Ontology annotation, molecular function: N-acetylgalactosaminide beta-1,3-galactosyltransferase activity. The transcript has 8 exons. Gene Ontology annotation, cellular component: membrane. The coding region runs from base 1099 to 2103 and encodes 334 amino acids. The record is from RefSeq and is a predicted model, not a curated record.